This is a messenger RNA of Aspergillus brunneoviolaceus CBS 621.78, 768 nucleotides long. Its product is annotated as U1A/U2B'/SNF family RNA-binding protein. The record is from RefSeq and is a predicted model, not a curated record. Lineage: Eukaryota; Fungi; Ascomycota; Eurotiomycetes; Eurotiales; Aspergillaceae. The coding region runs from base 1 to 768 and encodes 255 amino acids. The transcript has 4 exons. Gene Ontology annotation, biological process: mRNA splicing, via spliceosome. Gene Ontology annotation, cellular component: U1 snRNP. Gene Ontology annotation, molecular function: U1 snRNA binding.
AUGGCCGCUGUCGCAGCACCCACAACCACACCCCCCAACUGCACAGUCUACGUCCGCAACCUCGAAGAACGCAUCAAGAUCGACCAACUGAAGGAAUCCCUGGAAGAGAUCUUCUCGGAAUACGGCAAUGUGAUCGAGAUCGUGGCCAAGACCAACCUGAAGGCCAAGGGCCAGGCGUUCGUGGUCUUCGACUCGGUCGAGGCGGCCGGCCGCGCCAUCGACGAGAUCAACGGCUUCGAGCUAUUCGACAAGCCCAUGGUGCUGGACUACGCGCGCACGCGCAGCGACGCGACCGUACUGCGCGAGGGCGGCGAGGAGGAGCUCGAGGCGCAUAAGCGGCGGCGCGGGGCGGAGAAAGAGCGCAAACAAGCGCACGAGGCUCUCGAAGCGCAAAAGAAACUCAAACGUCCCCCCGGCGCGGUGGUGGCGCCCAACGACCCCUCCGGCCGCCCGGCCAAGGCGGCCAAGGGCGCCGGCCUCAAGCCCACGAGCGGCGCCGCCGCGACCGUCAUCCCGGACGAGUACCUGCCGCCCAACAAGAUUUUGUUCCUGCGGGACCUGCCGGACACCGCCGACCAGGACAGCCUCACCGCGGUGUUUGCGCGGUUCGAGGGGUUCCAGGAGGUGCGGCUGGUGCCCGGCCGCAAGGGGAUCGCCUUCGUCGAGUACGAGAACGAGUCCGGCGCCAUUAGUGCCAAGGAGGCGACGUCGGGGAUGCCGAUGGGCGAGACCGGGAAGCCCAUCCGGGUCACGUACCAGAGACAAUGA